AUGAAAGAGACUUUGACUUUCCUAACAGAGCUUCAUAAAGACGAUGCUACUUUAGUUAGUAUGGACUGCUUGAAAAAAUUUAAAUACAGUUACAGACAAGAAAUUGUCAAAGCUAAGAUUAAAGCCAACGAUGACUACAUUAAUAAAUUCAACAACAGACAACAUGCUGCUUGGAGUAUCAUAAAGAAUGUUAAACCGAACACACACAACCAGGACUCCUCAACAUCUCUCACAGUACAUCAAUUCAACGACUUUUUUACCCAUAUCUCACAAACACUUUUAAAUAAAAUUACCCCAUCCGCUGUUUCUCCAUCGCAUUAUAUGAAUCAUCCUACUCAUAGUUCACACUUUCGAUUCAGGGAAGUUACAUAUCAUGAUAUGAGAACUGCCAUAAAUAAACUAAAAAACUCAAAGAGUACUGACCCAUAUGGCUUUACUGUCAAGAUUGUCAAAACCUUGCAAAAUCUCAUCAUAUAUCCUCUAACCAAGUUAUUCAAUCAGUGUAUAGGAAGUAAUACUUUUCCGGAUUUUUUCAAACCAUCUAAAAUUAUACCCAUUUUCAAACAACACAUACUGAAGAUUUAUGCAACUACAGGCCCAUUUCCUUAA
Molecule: messenger RNA, 609 nt
Organism: Acanthoscelides obtectus
Lineage: Eukaryota; Metazoa; Arthropoda; Insecta; Coleoptera; Chrysomelidae
Source: the annotation of a GenBank genome assembly